This is a messenger RNA of Cylindrotheca closterium, 1449 nucleotides long. The record is from the annotation of a GenBank genome assembly. Lineage: Eukaryota; Bacillariophyta; Bacillariophyceae; Bacillariales; Bacillariaceae.
AUGGCAUCAACGAUCUACAUCUACACUGGAAAGGCAGAAGGCGGUGAUGAUUCUAAGAUUGAUGUUCCAACGGACAUUCGAAAAGCCAUUGUGGAAUCUCGUGUUGACACAAUUACUUCGAAAUCCUUCAAAAAUUGCAGGUUGUUGAUGUCAGUGAGUCUUCCCUUGGGAUUAAAGGUGAUCGGAGAAAGCGCCUUUGAAAAAUGCACCUCCCUCAAGACGAUUGGCAUUCCAUCAUCUGUCAAUGUCAUCCAUUACGGCGCCUUUCGGCAAUGUACGGGGCUGCAAACCAUGGAUCUGCCCGAAGGCUUGACAGAGAUUGCCGCGGAGACCUUUCAACACUGCGAGUCCUUACGGCAUGUACAUAUAUCAUCGACAGUACUGGAGAUUGGACGCAAUGCCUUUUGGGGAUGCCGGCAACUACCGCAUGUGGAUUUGCCACAUGGCCUUCGUCGGAUUGGUCCGGGUGUCUUUACGACGUGUCGCAGUCUCACAAGGAUUCUCAUUCCUGCCACUGUGGUAGCGAUUGGUUCCAUGGCCUUUUCGGGAUGCGUCGUUAUGCGUUCGGUGGAGAUAUCCCUCGGAGAAGAUUGCAGCACGAAUGUUGGACUUCAAUCCAUUGAGUCCUAUGCCUUCAACAUUUGCUCGAACCUGAUCAAUAUUGCAAUUCCCAAGAACUGUAACGUGGCAUCCAAGGCUUUCCGGGGAUGCCAACACAGUGUAUUUGAUUUAGAUGACAAUGAUCUACGCGAGCGGCUGAAGUCUAGAUUUGACAACUUGCCACACCACAAGGUAUGCUAUCAACAGGGUCAUGCUGACGAAAAGCCAAUCGAGUUUGCAUCAUUUUCUGAGGAUGACGAAAGAGGGAGUGACAGGACCAAGGACAUGUUUGGUUUAACUCCAUUUCAUAUAUUGGCACUAUCUUCAAGGCCCAGUGUUGUUACCCUGCAAAAACUAAUGGAGGAAGCCACGUCCGUGUCGACGGAUGGUAUUCUUAGGCUUGACAAGUCUCGGGCAACUCCACUUCGGUAUGCAAUCGAAAACUAUGCACCGGAGGCUUUAGCAUUCAUAAGAGCUAUAUUGCAUGCUAUGAUUGAAAAGCGAACAAAUGGCUUGAGUUCAAAAUUAUGGAAGUCAGUUAUACUUCAAGAGAUUGAAUCGUUUGGAGGGAGAGAUACAGCAGAACGAACACAGAAUGUUCAUAAACUGUUUGCCUUGCUCAGACUAUAUGAACGAAAGGAAUCCAUCUCACUCCUGGAACAGGCACUAUGGAAAUGUAGGAUGGAGGCAGACGGAGAUCAAGAAAGCCAGGAAAGAGCAGCAAAGCGGGCCAAGCUCUCGGACGAUGAUGAUAGUCGUCAGGGUUCUUACUUGCACUCUGGCGCGGGAACAGUGAUUCUAAAUGUCUCGCCAUAUCUUGGAAGCAUAGUUAGAACUCUAAACUUUUAG